UGCAAGAGAUGAGCUUGGAUUUGUGUUUACCAUUUUUGAAAAUGCAGGAAGAGCAGUAAGCAUAAGGUAUUGUUUUCUAGGUAGAGAAUCUCAUAUUCUUAUAGUCUAUGUUUCUAUUAUGUUUUUGUUUUGUUUGGUAUGUUUAAAAAUAAUUGAAAUAUCUUCAUUUCUUUGAUAUCAUGUCUCCUUGAUGUGGCAGUGACUUCAAAGAUAUAUUUGAUGUAGAUCAUUUCAUUACCUCCUUGAGAGGCGAGAUUCGAAUAAUAAAGAUACUGCCACCUAAGGUCAAGAAAAGAGUUGAACUAGGAUUAUUAUACUCAAUGCCACCCAUUAGCUGGUCUAAUAUCUCAUACUAUGAAAAUCAAGUCCUUCCUCUAUUGCUGAAACACAAGGUCAUACAGCUAAAUAGAACAAAUGCUAGACUUGCAAAUAAUGGACUACCUGGUGAGAUUCAGAAGCUACGAUGCCGAGUAAACUUCAAUGCUUUGAGGUUUACUACUCAGAUAGAAGAACUUGGCAGAAUGAUGGUCAAGGUUUUGAGGGAAAAGCGGCCUUUCCUUGCACUUCAUCUUAGAUAUGAGAUGGACAUGUUGGCCUUCUCUGGCUGUGCUCAUGAUUGUUACAGCAAAGAGGAGGAGGAACUCAUAAGGAUGAGGUAA
Molecule: messenger RNA, 659 nt
Organism: Glycine soja
Lineage: Eukaryota; Viridiplantae; Streptophyta; Magnoliopsida; Fabales; Fabaceae
Product: rhamnogalacturonan I rhamnosyltransferase 1-like
Exons: 2
Coding region: 321-659 (112 amino acids)
Cellular component (GO): cytoplasm
Source: RefSeq, a predicted model, not a curated record